Macadamia integrifolia is the source of this 1379-nucleotide messenger RNA. RefSeq names its product coiled-coil domain-containing protein 25-like. NCBI's taxonomy places the organism in Eukaryota, Viridiplantae, Streptophyta, Magnoliopsida, Proteales, Proteaceae. The record is from RefSeq and is a predicted model, not a curated record. The transcript has 5 exons. The coding region runs from base 565 to 1092 and encodes 175 amino acids.
AAUGGAUCAUUUCUUCUUCAAAAUCACCAGCAGAAAUGGUGUGCUGUUUUCAUCAUUAUUAUUAUUCUUUUGCACAGUCGGUCUCUAAUCUCCUAUUCCUUCUUAGUUCUCUUCUUGAAGCAUUUGUUUUGGCCAUUACAUUAUGUUUUUUCAGAGUAUCGCUUGUGUAGUUUUUUCUUUUGAUCACAUCACUGAUCAUUUCUAAUAUGCAUUAGUUUUUAGGUUUGUCCCAAGGAAAAACGCAGAUGUAAUUCUGCCAGUCCACUGUGACAUAAAGGGGGAAGAAUUAUGAGACAAUGUGAAUCAUUCAUGAAAUAAAUUAAACAACUAAUUUAUUUAUUAGUUAUAGAGAAGCAUAUAUGUUUCAUUUUUCAUAGCUACUGAGUGAUUCUGUCUUUUCUUUUUUCUCUUUGAAACUGUAAGUGAAGGGAGAGGCCAGCAUGCAUAUGGCCUACCAUUUUGUUAAAGUAGGGACCCUGUUUGUCUUUAUAUGAAUAGUGUAGAUGUAUCUUCUUAAUUUAAACUUGCUCUGUGAUUGUUUAUGGCAGGUUCCAUGUCGAUAAAAUGUCUUCGGCCCAUGUUUAUGUGAGACUGAACAAGGGUCAGACAGUUGAAGAUAUAAGUGAGGGUUUAUUGGAAGAUUGUGCUCAGCUUGUCAAAGCAAAUUCUAUCCAAGGCAACAAGGUGAAUAAUGUUGAUGUUGUUUACACUCCUUGGUAUAAUUUGAAGAAGACGGCUUCAAUGGAUGUUGGGCAAGUUGGUUUUCACAACCCUAAGAUGGUCCGAACCGUGAGAGUUGAAAAACGAAUAAAUGAGAUAGUUAAUAGACUGAACAAGACAAAAGUUGAAAGGAAGCCAGACUUAAAAGUUUAUGCAGCUGAGAGAGAAGCAGUUAAUGCUGCAGAAAGGGCAGAGAGAAAAGUCCAUCUGAGAGAUAAAAAACGGCGAGAGGAGAUGGAGAGGCUUGAAAAGGAGAAACAGGCAGAGAUGAGGAGCUACAAGGGCCUGAUGGUCCAAGAGAAAAUGACUUCUAACAAACAGAUUGCAUCAACGACCAAGUCACUGCAGGAACUGGAAGACGAUUUCAUGUAAUUCCUGCACAAAAACUCGAUGGCUUAUUUCCACGAAGAGGGAAUCUGCCAGAAGAGAGAAAUCUGUAGUUCCUGGUGCAGAUAUGUCGCUUGCAUGAGUCAAAUGUUGACGACCCUCUAAUUGGAUGCAGAUGGAAAGGUAGAGUGGUGGAGCUGAAGAUGAAUCUUCAUAUUUUCUGGUUGAUUUGUAUCUCUUAAGACUUGAAUAAUGGGGAUGAUUGAUAAACAUGUCAAAGUAUUAUUUUAUUGAUUUUAUGCAAAAGCCCUGAUUGAUACUUGGUGCUUCAA